AGCUUAGCAUGCAUGGCUAUAUAGGCAGCAGAGAACUCACGGAGUCUGUAUUUUUCUUUCCAUUUAACACCUUGAGAAUUUAGUUCUCCUUUUUUUUCCUUUUUCUUUUUCACUCAAGUUAAACAAGCACAAACAAGCACGCCUGAAAAUGUUUGCUGUGAAAGCAUUGCCUCUCGCGGUCGUCGUUGUGUUGUUAGGCACGCAGGCAGUUCGGACAGCACCGAAAGCGGGCAAGGCACCCACAGGGUUGGCUCCUGAAGAGGUUUUUAAGGAAGUGGAAGUCAAAGGGAAACCGAAAGCCAUCAAAAUCGAACAAGAAAAGUUUAAACCUUCAGUGGAAGGAGAAAAGCGCUACUCAGAUAACAGUCAUCGUCUGUCUGAGAGAUCAACUGAAACGUGCACUGAGGAGUAUAAGAAGCGCCCCGGUCACACAAUGUGCAUGACUGACCUGCCAAACAUCGAGGAGUCCGGGCUGAAGGACGGAGAUUCCACCACCGUCGUCAACGAUCACAACAAGUUCCGCGGAAUAGUGGAGCCGCCCGCCACAGAUAUGCCCAAAAUGAUAUGGAACGAACAACUGGCGGCCGUGGCACAGAAAUGGGCAAAUCAGUGUCAACUUGAGCACGACGAUGACCGUAGUUUAGUAGGCUUUACCGAGCCCGUGGGUCAGAAUGUGGCUGCGGGACACCUUAGCUGGUCAGAAGCUAUCAAGGCCUGGUAUGACGAGAUUUCGGACUGGAAAUACGGCGUGGAUCCAGAAACCUACUUGCCGGAUGGAGUUAUGAUCGGUCACUUCACCCAGAUGGUUUCCAACGCAACAACGUUGAUUGGCUGUGGAUAUGCGUCAUGCUCAGAGACCUAUUACACGAGGUACUACGUUUGUAAUUACUUAAUCGGUCAAAGUACAACUACAAAAAUGUACCCCUACACAAAAGGAGAGCGAUGUGCAGCAUGUCCCCAAAACUGCAAGGAAGGAGUUUGUGAUUGUGGAGGAAAAUUUUGUAAAAACCAAGGCAAAAUAGAUCCCGGCACUUGCGAAUGUUCAUGUCCGGUACCGUUCAAGGGAGACGUCUGCACAGAUGUCGCCUGUCCCCCUAGUGACCCACCAGCAUGUGGGACGACAUUCUUACAAGCCCAGUGCAAGUACAGUUAUGUCCGUAAACAGUGCCCAUACAUGUGCGAUCUCUGCACAGAGGAGAACAAGAAAAUAUUUGAGGACGUUGAACUAGGAACUGGAAUCAAAGUUAACGGCUUCGACUACUUCAAGUCUAAACAUGGUUGCCCUUUUUACGGCACCAGACCAUCCAAAGAGGAAUGUAAGACGUACGGAAAUAAGGGAGCAGACCAAGCAUACGCCUGCGCAACGGGCUCCGGGUCCUAUGGCUGUGACGCCUGUGUUAAGUUCUCCAACGUAGCUACAGACUAUUGCCCGGUUAUGUGUGGAUAUUGCGACGAAAGGGAUUUGUCGGCGGUGAAUGAUGUAAAGCCUGGUACUGGAACCACCAUUGAUGGUGAACCAUUUUUCAAGUCUCUCCAAGGCUGUCCAUUUUGGGGACCUCGUCCAUCCGCAGAUGAGUGCGCCAGUUAUGGAGAGGGUGGUAAGGACAAGUCAUUCUGUUCCAACGCUGGGUGUGACGCAUGUGAGAAGUACUCCGAAAUGGGAACCGAUUAUUGCCCUGCCAUGUGUGGACUAUGCGACCCCUAGACUGAUUUCCAAGAAAAACAACCCAGUGGGUGAACGUUCACAACUUUUAGAUAACCUAUUCAUAUGCGUAUUUAUUCUUCACUUGUUUGUAUAUCCCAUGUAGGUCUUUCAUCGAUCAUUAUGACAAUUUUAAAGUGAAAAGUGUUCGUCGGUGUUGCAUAAGUACGUGAAAAAUAAAGUCACGCGAAAUGC
Liolophura sinensis is the source of this 1897-nucleotide messenger RNA. RefSeq lists its product as uncharacterized. The coding region runs from base 149 to 1705 and encodes 518 amino acids. The transcript is spliced from 14 exons. NCBI's taxonomy places the organism in Eukaryota, Metazoa, Mollusca, Polyplacophora, Chitonida, Chitonidae. The record is from RefSeq and is a predicted model, not a curated record.